AUGUAUUUCCACAGCCGCUGGGGCCAUUUAGUGGUGGUGGUGGCCUGGCUCACCCAAGUACUUGGCAGCGUAAACACUGCCACAGUGCCAGCAUCUAGAAGGUUUCUCUUCUUCCACCUUCAUCCAGUAUGCCUUGUGGUCCUCGCCUCCACGGCCUCUGCAUCCAACGUAACGGUAGCCGAUGUAAGUAGGAACUUGGUAUGGGUCCUUCAUGGUGCCUUUACCUUCGAAGAUUGGGUUUUCCAUGUCGAAAACAUCCACACCUUCCAUCUUACCCAACAAUUCGAAUCUUUCCAAACCAGUGGCUUGGUCCAAGUCGGUUGGGAUAGUUCCUGGCUUGGCACCAGGACCGAUCAAGGACGAGUCUGGACCCGUAACCUCGGACAACUUAAAGGCAGAUUUGGAUUCAACUUUGGUCGAUUGGGCCAAGAUUCUGCUGGUGGUCAACAAUCUGGACUGUCUGGCAGUACGAACAAGUGUACGAGAGAGCCUAAAUGUUAG
Clavispora lusitaniae ATCC 42720 is the source of this 501-nucleotide messenger RNA. RefSeq lists its product as uncharacterized. Lineage: Eukaryota; Fungi; Ascomycota; Pichiomycetes; Serinales; Metschnikowiaceae. The record is from RefSeq and is a predicted model, not a curated record.